AAUGAACAUAUUUGAUAUACUUAACUCUUAAUUUGUUAGUCAAGCUCAAUAUGAUACAAUUAUUGCAUAGUAGAAGGCUUACUAACAAUAUUAUACUUAGUUAUAAAGUGAUUCUAGCAAAAUAGCUGAAAUCUGGCCUAUUGUAAGAUAGGCAGGAAUAUUAGAUAUCUGCUAUGAGAAUUAUAAAUGUAUGUUUUUGAUAUUUAAAUGAUUAGAUUUUGCAAAAGAAAAUAAAUUAUGUUCAUUAGAGCCUAUUUAGAAGUUGAUGAGUAGUACAUUUGAAGAAGAAGGGAAAAUAGAUUAUUUAGCUGAUUUCAUCAAAUUUAUGGGAAUAAAAUAAGAUUAUAGUUUAUUUGAUUAGGUUAGGAUAGUGGUUGAAAAAUAUGAACUUGAAUAUGAUAUAUAGGAUAGACUUAAAUCAUUAAAUAAUUUGAAUUUCAAAGAGCAAUAUUAAACAAUUACUAUAGAAUUAUUGAAAUUGUAUGCAGAAAAGAUAUAUUCAGAAGAAGGUUUCUUAAAUGAGUUAUUAGAAUUUGGAGCUGCUUUGGAAUCAAUUGAACCUUUAGCCAAAAAUAUAAUAUAAUAAGUACAUGCAGAUAGAACUAUUAAGAAUAUGUUUGAAGCUGUUCUUUACUAUCCUGAUACAAGUGAUCAUCUACAUGAAUUUAAAUAAAGUAUGGAAGUAACAAAAAUGUAUGCAAAUAUGGAUUAAUGUUUGUAAUAACAAAUGAAAAAAAGAUUAUUAAUAUCAGGUGUUAAUACAGAUACUAUUUUAAAAUUCUAUGUGAAUUUAUUAAAGGUUUUAUAAUUUGUAGAUUCAGACUAUAUGGUAUUUGAUAAAGUCACUAAACCAAUAAAAGAAUAUUUAUUAUAAAGAUCUGAUUUUUUAAGAUGUAUUAUAGGAAUAUUAACUUAAUAAAAUUAUUCAACUGAUAAAGUUAUGAUAUUUGAAUAAUAAGAUUCAUCUGAUGAAGAAUCUACAUAAGAGAAAGAUUUAACUAGUGUUUUAGUAAGUUUAUAUGGAUCAUAAGAAGCAUUUAUAAGUGAAUAUUAAAAUAUGGUUGCUGAGAAGAUAUUAACACCUAAAGAUUUUUCUUUAGAGUAAGAAAUAGCUAAUAUUGAAUUAAUGAAGAUUCGUUUUGGUGAAUAAUCUAUGAAUACAUGUAGUAUUAUGAUGAAAGAUAUUUAUGAAAGUAAACGUAUUGAUACUAAUAUUUAAUCAUUGACAACAUAAUUCAAUAUGUUGAAACCAUUAUUUUUAAGUAAAACCUUUUGGCCAAUUAGUUAUGAAUUUAAACCUACAUUUAAAUUACCUCCAGCUAUUGAAUAAUUAUUUAAUGAUUAUUAAAAAAGAUUUGAAAAAAUUAAAACUAUGCGUUCUUUAUUAUGGCAUCAUGAUUUAGGUAGUGUAACUUUAGAUUUGACUUUUGAUAAUGGAGAUUUUGAAUUUAAAUGUUUACCAAUUCAUGCUUGUAUAAUUGGAUAUUUUAAUGAUGAUGAUUCUAAAGGAUUAUAUAGUGAUGUUUUAGCAUAAUAAUUACAAAUGAAUCAUGAAGAUUUGAAAAGAAGAAUGUAAUUUUGGAUUUAAAAAGGAGUAAUCAGAGAAUAAAAAGGUGAAAAUGAUAUAAUUUACUAUACAGCUGUCAAAAUAUAUAUACCUUAAUGUAUUAUAUAUAUAUUAUUUCUUAGCUUGUGAUGAUUUAUUAAUUGAAGAAAUACCUGAAGACUUAUUUGUUUCAUCUACUAAUUUCUUGUAAUCAAAUUAACUUAUUCAAUAAAUUUCUCAUAAUUUGAUUGAAUUAUUAAAACAAACAGGCACUCUAAAAAUUGAGAAGAUUGUUCAAUUAUUCAAAACAACUUUCAAAAGUGAGUUUUCUACUCCUAUUACAGAAAAUAAUAUCAAGGAAGCUAUUAAAAUAUUGAUUUAAAAAGGAAAAUUGUAAGGAUCAGAAUACAUAGAAUUAAAAUAAUGA
Paramecium pentaurelia is the source of this 1973-nucleotide messenger RNA. Lineage: Eukaryota; Ciliophora; Oligohymenophorea; Peniculida; Parameciidae. The record is from the annotation of a GenBank genome assembly.